GGUUCUUCAUCAGAGCUCACACACGGACUCUGAGACGAUGGAUUACAAACUCUGAAUUAAAUUGCUAAUUACAAGUGAUCUUCAUACCUGCUGGCAUUUUGAACGUCAUAUUCUGACGCACUCGUAGGUUUUUUUUUUCUUCUUAAAAAUAUAGGCUACUCUAACAAUAUCUUCACAUUGAUAUACGCGCAAUGAUUUUGUUCGUUUACCAUUAACGGCGCAAUAUAGAUUUCACAUUUGUAACUUAUUUAUUGCUAAAAACGCCUUUGAAAACAAUGGACUUAAAAUACUGUAAAGUUCUACUUAUGACUCUCCUGACCGUUCAGGUUCGUAGUGACAUAGUAUCACCGUCAAAACAUCCAGGCCUGCAGGUGCUGGCCACAGCUUCACACUACUGGCCCCUGGAUUCAGUGGAAGGGAUCCACAGCCUUUCAGACCAGAUUGGGAACAGACCAGGUCAUGUUAAUGGGACUAAUAUAAACAUUGUAGAAGGAAUGGUGAAUAAGGGCAUCUAUCUGAACGGUGAUAAUGGGGCCACUUUCCUUCACUUUGGCAACUACAAAGACUCCUGCAUAAGUGAUCCUACUUUGUGUGGACCUGCCGGGAUAACUUUCUCCUUCUUCUGGAAAAAUAAUGAGGUAGAUUCUCGUUUUGCGAUUGCAUCCGGAGGUAAAGUCAUCUCAAGCGGUUUCUCUGUCUACUCCAACCCUCAUGGCGGAUACGUGGAGUUCUACACGAGAGGAGACUCCAAGACAUGGAAAGCACAUAUGAAACUUCCAGGGCCCUACUGGACACACGUGCUCUUCACAUGGACCCAGUUGGAGGGGUUAAAGGUCUACAUUAAUGGGACAUUCAGCGUCGGAGACCCCACAGGAAAUAUUUCUCAUAACUAUGGCGAUCCCUAUGCUGACCUGGUCAUUGGCACAGGAAACAAUGUGAAUUACAACCACUAUGCCACAGGGGCCUUUGAUGAGUUUGUGAUUUGGGAGAGGGCCUUGUCCCCUCAGGAUAUCUGGAUGUACUACAAAGCAGCCACUGGUGAGAAUGUGAUGUCCACCUUCCCAACCGAAGCAUCCAUCAAUGUCACUGCUGCAACAGAUACUCAGUUAAAGAGAACCACAGAGAUCCCCCGACCUACUUCCACAAACCUGACAGAGGAAGUUCAGAGACUUCAGGACCCCAUGCGGUUACAAACGCUCGACCUCCUUCAGUCUCUAUCAUUUAACUUUCCAAACAACACUAUACCUCAGGAAACAGCCAACAAUCUUACACAGUCUCUACUGAAAAGUGUGGAUGAGGUCAUAAUUGCCAGCGACUGGAGAGAAAAUGAUGAGUGGAGUCCAGUGGUCAGUGGGCUGGUGGAGACUGUGGAUAAAGUGAUGGUGCAUAUGGUCUCCAAGCUUCGGUCCAGCCCAGACGCAGAGGCUCCUUUGGCCAUAGGGGGCAAGAGCUCUGUAGCAGGUCAGUACACACUCCAAAACACUUCUUCAAACUUUCAUUUCUAG
Sinocyclocheilus anshuiensis is the source of this 1505-nucleotide messenger RNA. Its product is annotated as adhesion G-protein coupled receptor D1-like. NCBI's taxonomy places the organism in Eukaryota, Metazoa, Chordata, Actinopteri, Cypriniformes, Cyprinidae. The record is from RefSeq and is a predicted model, not a curated record. The transcript is spliced from 10 exons. The coding region runs from base 276 to 1505 and encodes 409 amino acids.